Mastomys coucha (southern multimammate mouse) is the source of this 1251-nucleotide messenger RNA. RefSeq names its product ubiquitin carboxyl-terminal hydrolase 22-B-like. The record is from RefSeq and is a predicted model, not a curated record. Gene Ontology annotation, molecular function: cysteine-type deubiquitinase activity; zinc ion binding. NCBI's taxonomy places the organism in Eukaryota, Metazoa, Chordata, Mammalia, Rodentia, Muridae. Gene Ontology annotation, biological process: protein deubiquitination. The transcript has 3 exons. Bases 1 to 1251 code for a protein of 416 amino acids.
AUGCUGCUUCAGGUGGAGCGGCCUUGGAAGCACUGCUGUCCCUCUAGAUCUGGGGUCCAGGCCGGGCCCCCACCCGAGCCCGAGCCCGAUCCGGAACCCGAACAGAAGCCCGAGCCGGAGCCCGAGCCGGAGCCCGAACCCGAGCCCUUACCGGAGCCUGAGCCUGAGCUUAAGAGGCAGCCCGAGCAAGAGCCGAAGGAUGAGAAGCCAGCGCAGAGCGGUGUUGGCGGCAGUGGCGACGAGGUUCCUCCCCCCACCCUUCCCUCCGACCCUCCGCGGCCCCCUGAUCCCUCUCCGCGUCGCAGUCGUGCCCCGCGCCGCCGACCCCGGCCCCGGCCCCAGACUAGGCUCCGUACCCCGCCGCAGCCUAGGCCACGGCCCCCUCCCCGGCCCCGGCCCCGGCGUGGUCCUGGGGGCGGAUGCCUGGAUGUGGAUUUUGCUGUGGGGCCACCAGGUUGUUCCCACGUGAACAGCUUUAAGGUGGGAGAGAACUGGAGGCAGGAACUGCGGGUUAUCUACCAGUGCUUCGUGUGGUGUGGAACCCCAGAGACCAGAAAAAGCAAGGCGAAGUCGUGCGUCUGCCAUGUGUGUGGCACCCAUUUAAACAGACUCCACUCUUGCCUUUCCUGCGUUUUCUUUGGCUGCUUCACAGAGAAGCACAUCCACGAGCAUGCUGAGACAAAACAGCACAACUUAGCGGUAGAUCUUUAUUAUGGGGGCAUAUACUGCUUCAUGUGUAAAGACUAUGUGUAUGACAUAGACAUUGAGCAAAUUGCCAAAGAAGAGCAAGGAGAAGCCUUGAAAUUACAAGCGUCCACAGAGGUUUCUCAGCAGCCGUGUUCAGUGCCGGGCCUUGGUGAGAAAUAUCCCACCUGGGAAACGACCAAACCUGAGUUAGAACUGCUGGGGCACAACCCACGGAGAAGAAGAAUCACCUCCAGCUUUACCAUCGGCUUACGAGGACUAAUUAAUCUUGGCAACACGUGUUUUAUGAACUGCAUUGUCCAGGCCCUGACCCACACGCCAAUACUGAGAGAUUUCUUUCUCUCUGACAGGCACCGAUGUGAAAUGCCGAGCCCCGAGUUGUGUCUGGUCUGUGAGAUGUCUUCGCUCUUUCGGGAGCUGUAUUCUGGAAACCCUUCUCCUCAUGUGCCCUAUAAGUUACUGCAUCUGGUGUGGAUCCACGCUCGUCAUUUAGUCCUGGAACCUGAGCCAGAAAAGGUGAAAGAAAUGACUCCACAAGCCUACUGA